Molecule: messenger RNA, 3297 nt
Organism: Pelobates fuscus (common spadefoot toad)
Lineage: Eukaryota; Metazoa; Chordata; Amphibia; Anura; Pelobatidae
Gene: ALS2CL
Product: ALS2 C-terminal like
Exons: 27
Coding region: 89-3016 (975 amino acids)
Biological process (GO): regulation of GTPase activity; endosomal transport
Cellular component (GO): cytoplasmic vesicle; cytoplasm
Molecular function (GO): small GTPase binding; guanyl-nucleotide exchange factor activity
Source: RefSeq, a predicted model, not a curated record
UGUCAUUACAUUGGAUGGAAGGUGUGCACUGCCUACGUUCUGCUGCCCAAGCCAAGGAAUACAACGUAAAUGUGGCAGCAGUCCCGUGAUGUCGGGAGGUAAACCACUGCCAAGGAAACUGCACAAAAGACAUAUGAGUUCCCCGAGGGAGUCUCAGGAGGGCUCCCAUACUAAGACUGUCAGUCAAGCUGCAGCGACAAAAUUUCUAAAAACAGAAGAAGAUUUUUUGAUAAUCUUAUCUCGGAUUAAUGCAUUAGUAUUGAAUAUUCUGCUGCGGCCCGAUGAAAGUGACUUAUUGGGCAAAGACCACUUAAAAUCUAUUCUUCUGGUCAAUGAAAGAUUUCAUGCCAUUUGGGAUUUGACAUCUGGAUGUUGCAAAACUCUUAAACUGGGUCUUGGGGACUCGUCCGUGGACGUGAACGACAUUUACAUCGUGAAAAAUCAAAGCAACCUUUUACAGGUGUAUACCGAGUAUUUUCUGGCCGUUACGAAUCAUAUUGUGAUCAAAGGAUUUGACAAAGUCGCAAAACCAACAAGCAUUUAUUGGAAAACCAAUAAAAGGGGUUUGAAGACACUGAUCGGAGAGACGGCUGAUAUCUCCCUGACUGUCUUUUUACAGAGAAUCUUCACCGAGCCGUUCAGAGAUCACGUCCAGACGUACUCAUUGUUCCUGUCCCAGAUCAAUGGGAAGCUGGCAGAGGAGAGUGGAGAAACCUCAUCGUUAGACUCGCUGAAUACGUUUGUAAAUCUGCAAAAAUAUAUCAGUCAGAUUUUAGAUGAAGCCUUUCAGACAAAAAUGCUAUGGGUGUCUUUAUCAAGCAAAUUAACAGCAGCUCUGUGUACUCCAGAUCGCAGACUACAAGAAGAUAGCAAAAAUGUCCAGAUAGCUGUCACUUUGGGCAGAUACGACCGAAUCCUUCUCUUUGAUGACUCUUUGGUAUUUCUUCAGGGGAUUGAAACUCACAUCUGUGAUUUAAAGACCGUUUGGUUAUGUUCCUCGACAAAGCAGACCUAUUAUCAAAACAACCACCCGUUGCAGAUCAUCACUCCAGAGGAGGAAUUCGUGCUUACUUCCAGAGAACCUCAAAAUCAGGCUGUAUGGCAAUGGAAACUCAACCAACUGAUUCAGCAGAGGCUGAUCGGACACAGGAAUUUUCCUCUCUGGGGGAAGGCUGGAGAAACAAGCAACCCUCCGACAAGUCGCAUGUCUACGUAUACCUACAAGAAUGAAGGCAGAUUUAAAAAUGCGACCUAUCAUGGAGACAUGUCCUGGGGAAAGCCUGACGGAAAGGGCACGCUGAAAUGGCCGGAUGGACGGAAUCACGUUGGAGAUUUCCAAUUGGGUCAAGAAAAUGGGUUUGGAGUUUGCUUGAUUCCCAGCUCUUUGCCGGACAGAUAUGACUGCUACAAAUGCCACUGGCAGAACGGAGUCAUGCAAGGCUAUGGAAUCUGUGAGUAUGCUGAUGAGUCCGUGUACAAAGGGUAUUUCAAAGACAACAUGCGCCAUGGCUAUGGGAUUCUGGAAAAUCUGGCAUCAACCACAAACCCAUUUAAAUACACCGGCAAUUGGCAUAAAGACAAGAUGUCAGGAUACGGAGUCUGUGAGAGCACGCAGAAAAGUGAGCGUUACAUAGGAAUGUGGCAGGACAACCAAAAGCAUGGUCAUGGAAUCGUACUUACGGAUUCGGGCACGUGUUAUCAAGGUGCCUUUGCGCUCAACAAGUUUGUGGGUUCCGGUAUUCUCCUUUCAGAAGACUCCUCCGUGUAUGAGGGAGAGUUCACAGAGGAAUGUCUAUUGGCUGGGAAAGGGAAGCUCACGUUUAACAAUGGGUUUACUCUGGUUGGAAGCUUUAACAAAAGCCAGACCGCAGGUCUGCAAACCCAAGGAGUCCUUCAUACUUCAUGUGAGGACCAGAAUGGAACCAUGAAGAGGAAAUUCCAGCUUGGUGUUGGGUUAUUACCUGUAGAGGAGCGGUGGCAUGGCAUUUUUGAGAAGUUUCAGAAAUUCCUUGAAUCGGGCUGCAAAAAAGAAACAGAAGAAUCAUUCCUAGGUUUCCAUGUGAAAUCAAACAAGAAACUGCAGAAAUCUCAAGAGUACAUGUACUGUCAGAGGGACAGCGCUGAUGUUUCUGGUGAGAUAGAAGAUAUUUUGAAGGACAUGAGUCUUCAGCUAGAACAAGAGUCCAUGCAGUGCUAUCUGGAAAAGGCUUUCAAGUCAUCUCACCACCCAUUGAUGAAGCUGAUGAAGGAACUGUGUGUGGUUUUCCAGGCCACCUACUCGGGAAUUGGGGCAAACUUUCACCUUUUGUCCAUGGCACAGGAGGAGAUAAAACACUAUGCUACAAAAAUCUGGGAGUUAUACAGAGCGCUGAAGGUUUUGGCCGGUGGGGAAAACGACAUGGCGGUCCCAGCCGGUGAGGAUGAAGAAGAGAGAAACGAGGCCCUGAAUUCAUACACCGUGGUCCUUCCCAUCCUCCUGCCGUAUUUCUAUGCCGAUCUCUUCAUGUUAUACAUGCUGUAUCACCAACAGGAAGACGCCUAUUACUGGCAGGGCAUUGUCCGCCUAGGGAUACUGACCGACACCAAGCUGCUGGAAUUCCUGGAUGUGCAGAAAUCCUUAUGGCCCCUGAAAGACAUUAAGCUGACAGCCAAUCAGAGAUACUCGAUAGUGAGACACAAGUGUUUCCAAUCUGCUAUUGAAUGCCUGCAGAAGAUCAUAACGGUUAUGGAUCCAAGCCAGAAGCUGGAAAUCAUUCUGAAGACGUAUACGGAGAUUGAAAAAACGGUUUCGCGAGUGGUGGAUGAUGAUUACAAAUUGCCCAUGGACGAUUUGCUGCCAUUAUUGAUCUACGUGGCUUCUCGAGCUGGGAUCCAACAUCUGGGGGCAGAAAUCCACUUUAUCUAUGAUUUGAUGGACCCCAGUAACAGGGGAGGAAUAUAUGACUUCUUGUUAACAGCUCUUGAGUCCUGUUAUGAGCACAUUCAGAAGGAAGAGGUCCGGCUGUACAAAUGCUAGCACCGGUGUCUGGACAUGGACUGUAUGGAGUGAGAAAUAAUCUGGCCCUGAAUCAGGAGCCCAAGAACAUUUCUUGUAAAUAUCAUCCUAUUUCAGGAUCUAUAAUUAUUGGGAGACUUCGGGCACGUCUUCAAAAGACUUAAUUUCAACAUCACGGCAACUGACUGCAAGUUACUGACAAAACAUCACUCAGGAUGGAGAUUAUCUGGGAAAUCUUAUAUCGGAAUCGAGGCUUUGGAUUGUAAUCACGGAUGCUAGUGGAACAUAGAGCAAAAGAAGGA